Zeugodacus cucurbitae (melon fly) is the source of this 11119-nucleotide messenger RNA. Its product is annotated as cubilin homolog. The transcript has 22 exons. Lineage: Eukaryota; Metazoa; Arthropoda; Insecta; Diptera; Tephritidae. The record is from RefSeq and is a predicted model, not a curated record. The coding region runs from base 83 to 11044 and encodes 3653 amino acids. Gene Ontology annotation, molecular function: calcium ion binding.
AAUAAGUGUUUUAGGAAUUUAGUGGCAUAUACAUAACUGUAAAAUCGAUCAUAUCAAUGAUCGCUGUGGGAAUUGUGCAAAAAUGAGCAUUCGAAAGUAUUUCAUAACGUUGUUAAUACUUCUACAAAUAUAUAACAUCGUUAGUGAUGAAUUCAAUGAACAACCUCAAAUUUACACCAAUGACGGAAAAUUAAUAUUUCAUGCUGUACCUAAUCGAAAUAUCACACUUCGUGUUAAAGGUGAAGGAAGUAUUUUUCUUAACUCAGUGAAUGUUUUGAAUAAAGUGAAAAAGAAAAGGGCCCAGCUCCGGCCGGCACAUCAUGAAGAUAUGUUAACUUCUGAAAGUCUGCGUUCAUUAUUAACUACAUUCCAAUCGGAUUUAAGAUCGUUGGGCCUACGCUUCGCCAGCUUGCAAAAUCGGACGCGUGGACGAGGUCAGUCAAUAAAUCUUCGUCGUAAUUUGGGGCGUUUACAACGCACUCAAGAUCGUAUCGCGCGAAUAGAGAACAUCGUUCUGAAAAAUGAAUGCGAAGAUAAGAGUGACAAUGGUACGAAAUGCAAGAAUGGUGGUACCUGUUACGAUGGCUACAAUGACUUUCACUGUGAAUGUUCAAAUGGAUGGACUGGGAAAACUUGCGAAGAAGAUGUGGACGAAUGUUAUUUGUAUGCAGGUACUGAUUUGGGCUGCCAAAAUAACGGAGACUGUAUUAACACAAUGGGAGGUUUCAGUUGCUCAUGUCAUAACGGGUUUUAUGGCACGCAUUGCCGGAUACGUAAGGCAGUCUGUGAGGAAUCUGGCAAUGGAGAAUUGUGUGGUCAUGGAACAUGCGUGUAUGCGAACAACGAUGCUGGCUACACAUGCAUCUGUGAUCAGGGUUGGACUAAGAAUAAAGUAGUACCGGAAGCAGCUUGCAAUAUAGACAUAAACGAAUGUGAAGAAACAACUAAUCCUUGCCAUAGUGAAUGCAUCAAUUUACCGGGCAGUUUCAAAUGUGCUCCAUGUCCCAUGGGCUAUACUGGCAAUGGUUUAUUUUGUGCCGAUAUUAAUGAAUGCUCUGCUAAUAACGGUGGAUGCAGCAUGCAGCCGAAAGUGUCAUGCAUUAAUUCAGAGGGAUCAUACCACUGCGGAAAUUGUCCAUUGGGUUGGAAAGGUGAUGGAAAAAUAUGCGAGAGCACGGCUCCAGAAAGUUGUGAAUCCAAAGGCAUAUGCUAUAGCGGAGCUAAGUGUGAAUAUAUUUCAAACACAGUUGUCUGCACCUGCCCGUCAGGCAUGUACGGUCAUGGAUUUGGUUCUUCUGGUUGCAGCUUACAGUCAUUUACAGAUCCUUGUACGAAUCAUACAUGUCAGAAUAAUGCAACUUGUGAGGUAGUCGGAAGUGGCACACGAUGCUUUUGUGAACCCGGAUUCAUGGGGCCUACAUGCGAUAAACCCGAUGCUUGUCAAUCUAGCCCAUGCCUAAAUGGUGGCACAUGUACACUCUUAUUAAAUAAUAAAUACCGAUGUUCUUGUCCUCGUGGAACCACCGGUCCAUAUUGCGAAAUAGUUAGAAGUAUUUGUGGAUCCAUAAUACAACAACGUUCCGGAGUUUUAUCUUACCCUCCUAAUGAUGGGGAUUACUUGCCAAAUGAACGAUGUGCCUGGAUAAUACGUACUAAUAUUGCUCAAAUAUUAAAUGUAACCUUUAGUAGAUUCGAAUUGGAACCAACCACUGAUUGCAACAAGGAUUGGCUUCAGUUGCACGAUGGCCGUUCCCUAGCUUCAAGAUUGAUUGGGAGAUUUUGUGGAAACUCUUUGCCUUUGGGCGGAAAUAUACAAACUUCUCAAAAUGCAUUGUUCUUCUGGUUUCGUUCUGAUAAUGAAACGACUGGCGCAGGUUUUAAUUUAACCUGGACUUCUAUGAAUUAUACUUGCGGUGGAGUGAUGGCACUCGAAGUCGGAGCAAAUGGAAUAAUACGUUCGCCUGGUUAUCCAGGAAAUACGCCACCUAAUCGAGAGUGUGAAUGGAGAUUGGAUGCACCAUUCGGAUACCGAUUCCUUUUACGAUUUUACGAAAUUAAUUUAGGUAGUGCAAGAGAGAAUAACUGUACCCGAGACAAAGUAACGAUAUAUGAUUCGGAUUUAUUAUUAAGAUCAGUAUGUGAACCAACUCUGGUGGAACCAUUGCAUUCUUCUUCCAACGCCAUCCGACUACAAUUUCAUACCGAUUCUAUCGGAACAGAUAGCUUAUUUCAGUUGCACUACGAAGUUUUGCCGGCUACACCUAACUGUGGUGGUAUAUUUUCGGAGCCAUCAGGAGAAAUUGCUGGCUACAUUAACGGCCGCGUUUGUUCAUAUUUAAUACAACAACCAAUGGGUACAAAAAUCAAUCUGAAUUUCACUAAAAUUGACCUUCUAAAAUCCGAAGGUUGUUAUUUACAAAAAAUUGAAAUUUUCGAUGGAAAUACAGAUGAUGCCAAUCUGCUCAAGCGGCUUUGCGGAUAUCAGGAAAAUGGUGAAUUGGUAACAUCCAGCGGCAACGUAUUAUUAAUACGUUAUGAAUACCUGUUACCCUCAUUCAGUUUGCCAAAGAACUUCGAAGUGAAAUAUACAAGAGUUUGCAAUAGUGAAUUUGUAAACACUGAUGAAGGCAAGUUCACAACACCAAAUUAUCCACAUUUGUAUUAUGAGCAUAUGGAAUGCACUUUUAUCAUACGAGGACCAGCAAACACCGUCGUACACAUUAAUUUUACGGACUUUUCGAUAAGCAAAAAUGAUGCACGUCAGGAGGUCGAUGACGCCUCCCCAUCCUUGCUGAGUAAUAACACAUCGUUUAGUGAUGAUGAAACGUUUGUUGAUGUUUAUUUAUCGAAUAACAAUAAACGUCGUUAUUAUGAAGGGACAUUCCUCCAUCUGGUAUCAGAAAAAAAUGUUAUGCGCAUAGUUUUUCAUGGUGGCACCAAUAAACAAAAAGGCAGAGGAAUACGUGUUGAAUAUCAUUUUGAAAGAUUGAAUUGUGGAGGCAUUUUAACGGGAGAUAGCGGUCAAUUCCAUCAUAUAGCAAAUACCCAACAUAUGGAAGAGGAUUGUGAAUGGGUGAUCGAAGCACCACCAGGAAAACACAUUCAACUGAGUGCACACUUUUCACAUUGGAAUUUAUUUAAAUGUGAUCCAGGCGAUGCAGAUAUUGACAUUUAUUCCAAUGAUACUUCCACUAAAGGUCAACUUUUGAUGAGUUUUUGUCAGCAAACAAAAGAUAUAAAUGAAUCGUUCCACACAAAAACCAUCACUAUAAUUUUACAUAUGAGGCGCAAAAUACGUUCCCUUGUUAACCUUUUUGUCAACUUUAAAGCAAUUGAUAACAACGCGGGUUGUGGUGGGAAUUUUACCGCGAGAUACGGAGUUCUGAAAACACCAUCCUGGCCAGGAAAUUACGAUGAUUCAAUGGAUUGUACUUGGAUUAUAAGUGCUCCAAUCGGUCACCAAAUAGAACUUGUUGUAAAGAAUUUCAGUGUAGAAACCACAUCAAGCAAUUGUAACGAUGAUUAUUUAGAGAUCAGAAAUGGUAAAAGUUCAACAUCCCCACUGAUUGGCAAAUUCUGCGGAAACACUAUACCCGCACGGUUACCAUCCUUUACAAAUUACAUGUAUCUACAUUUCGUGUCCGACUCAUACAUUUCCGACAAGGGAUUCUAUCUUACUUGGCAGCAAACUGAGACGGGUUGUGGUGGUAAACUCAAUUCAUAUACUGGUUCAAUACAUUCUCCUCACAAUUCUGAUGUAAAUGCUGGAACAAUAUCUUGCGAUUGGCUUAUAACUGUUGCUAGAGGAUCAGCAAUAACAGUAUAUAUUACUGUUACCGGAGAUUACUCCAAUUUAUGCAACCAAAAUGUUUUAGCUGUAUAUGAUGGACUAACCGCGAACGGUCCUCAAUUAAAAUUCAAUUGUACUCUUAGUACUGCCUUUCAGUUAACAACUACUUCAAAUCAGGCGUUGAUAACAUAUAACUUUGAUAAAAGUGAUGUUGAAAAUGGCUUGCAGUUCUUCAUCGAUUACGAAACUAACUGUAAUAUUAAACUUGACAACUUACAGGGCGUAAUAGAAUCACCAAAUUUUCCCGACAAUUAUCCUCCAAAUUUAAAUUGUUUAUGGGAUGUACACGGCGGUCAAAACAAUAAAUUUCAAUUAAUAUUUUCGCAUUUAGAUAUUGAAAUUCGAGAUGAAAUUUGCGAUUUCGACUACGUAGAUAUUAUUGAUUUGCGAAACGAAGAUGUACUUUCCAAUCAGCAUUUGUGUUCGAAACCUCAUAGAUCCAUUACAACUGAAGGCAAUCGGUUUCAAGUAAAAUUCGUGACCGAUUACUCUGAACAUGCGAAAGGUUUUAGGUUGGAGUACAAACGCAUUGGUUGUGGACACAAAUUAUCAACAAAUUAUGGAGUAAUAGAAUCACCCAAUGCACCUUAUAGCAUCAAUAUGAACUGUGAUUGGUAUAUUGAAGUUCAAGCUGGCAAAAAAAUUGUUCUCAACUUCGAUGAAAUACACAUUGAAACUAAAGGAGGAGACUGCACUGAGGAUGGUAUUAUUGUUUCAGAUGAAAAGAAUUCCACUAGUUAUAUUUUGAAGGAGUGUCGUAUAGAUCAAGUGCCCGUUACAGUGACAUCAGCGGCUAAUCACUUAUACAUUCAUUUUUAUACGAGUAGUACAAGGUCAAGGAAAUAUAUAUCCGCCACUUAUAACACUCGAGAAUCCUCAUGUGGUGGAACCUUCCGCGGCAAUAGCGGACAAAUAAAAUACCCGAGUAUUUCAGAUGUCUCUGGUAUAAAUACAGAAUGUGUCUGGCAAAUUAUAGUCGAUAAUAGUUAUGGAAUAAAUUUGGCAUUUGAUGCUUUCAAUAUCAGCUGUAGUGGUACCUUUUUGAGUGUGUGGAAGCCACUUGGUGAUACAGAUCAACUUCUACAAAAAACUUGUGGAAGCAUAUUACCCGAAACUAGAUGGAUACAAAGCAAUCGUCUGAAAGUUGUUUACAAAGCGGGUGCAGAUGGUUGGGGAGCGUUCGCUUUCAAAUUCAAGCGGGCAUGUGGAGGCUAUUUAAAUGAUACUUCUGGUUAUAUAAAAUCUCGUUGGGAUGAAAAUUGUGAAUGGAAAAUUGAAUCGGCAGAUUCAAAGAUUUUCCUCAAUAUACUCCAUUUGGAAUGCGAUUGUUCGAAACAAGCAAAUUGUACCAGUGGCUUGAGAGUAGGUGUUUUAAUGGAUGGAAAUGAUGAAAGCAAAUUAAAUGAAUAUUGCGAUUCUCAUCAGUCUAACAUUAUACUAUCAACAAGUGCUGUGUAUAUUUAUGCAACGAAAAUUGAAUUUAAAGCCAAAUAUAGCAUAGUGCAAAAUUCAUGUGGCGGUACCGUAACAUCGAUGCGAGGUAUAUUGACUUCACCAUACUAUCCUCAAUCAUAUCCAUCAAAUGUUGAAUGCAUAUGGGAAAUAGUAGCGUCCUCAGGAAACUACAUUGAGCUGGAUAUUGAUGAAAUGGAUAUUGUGGCAUCCGAAAACUGUAACCAAGACUUCUUGGAAAUACGACAGAAAAACGAGCUUGGGAAGAUUGUCAGCUUAUAUUGCUCUAAUGAAACUGUAACCGAUAAAAUAACUAUAUUUGAGAGAGUUUGGAUCAAAUUCCGUAGUGUAGAAGGAAAUACGGCGAGAGGUUUUAAGCUACUGUGGAAUUAUGCUCAUUACAGUGAACUAAACAGCAGAGUGGGUUCGAUCGAGGCACCCCCUUUAAAUUCCAUUCGUAAUAAGGAAGCAUACACAUGGAGAAUUCUAUUGCCUAGAGGAAGUUUUAUUUAUAUCGAAUUCAAAGAGUAUAAUAGGGGCUUAAGAUUGUAUGAUGGUUUCGAUGACUCGGCCUUGGAGAUACCAAUACCCGUUUCUCCCUGGCAAUAUACAUCAAGUAGCAAUGUUUUAUAUUUAAUAAGUAAUAAUGAAGAGUUGGAAGCAUUUAAAAUUAAUUGGAAAACUGUGAACAAUAGCGUCACACAAACCAACUUAACAACAGGUGCCUGCAACAAUACAUUUGUUAUAAGUUAUAUAAAUCGCCUAAAUAUAUCCUCACCUGGCUAUCCCAACGAUUAUGCUAAUGAUUUGGACUGCGAAUGGGUAAUAAAACCAGAAGAUCCGACGGAGCAUAUUGUUUUGAGCAUAUACGACGUUAAGCUCGAAACUAAUGGAGAAUCAGAUUACUUGCGCGUUUUUUCAUCCCCAAACUUAAGAAACUGGCAUCAAGAGCUGAAUAUGUUUGAUAGCAGAAACAAGUCUAUACUGCCAAUUAAAGUUGUGCAUGGCACCCCAUAUUUGAAAGUGGUAUUUCAUUCUGAUUAUAGCGUGACUAACACUGGUUUUACAGCAUUGGCUAGAACUGCUUGCGGAGCAAAUAUGACCGGACUAACAGGGCAAAUACUGGACAGAAGAGCCAUUCGCUCUUGGAGUUCAAAUACAGAGUGCUUCUGGCACAUUGAAGCGCAGACUGGAAAGCGGAUCGCCUUAAACUUUAAUUUCGGAAAACGUGUCGUGCCUAAAACGCAGACAUGUCGGCAAUAUGCAAUUGUAUACGACGGUUUUGAUGAUAAUGCACCCAUAUUAACACCUGGGCGGAUAUGUAACCAGGAGGGUCGAAAUGUUAAAAGUAUUAAGUCAUCAAAUAACCGAUUAACAAUUAAAUACAAUCUCAAUUGGACUAAUCCAUUUGAGAUGGAUUUCGACUUUAAUCUGACUUAUCAGCAAGUCGGAGGUUGCGAAACAGAAAUACAGCUAACUCAUUAUCUAACUUCAGUUAAUAUAAGCUCACCUAACUAUCCCAAUGUACCAAACCCACAUACGGAAUGCAAUUGGAUUAUAGUCGGUCCCAUUGGUGAAAUAUUACAAGCAGAAUUUAUAGAACGAUUUAGCCUUAAUACGCGAUAUUGCGAUAAGGAGUAUAUCGAAUUUUUUGAUGGAUCCACGGAAUUAUCACAUAGUUUUGGACGUUUUUGUACAAAACCAAAUCCAAUACGCUCUACUGGAAAUAUUCUUCGUUUGCAUUAUUUAACUGACAUAAAUGAACCACGAAACGGAUUUCUCCUAAAUGUAUCUAUAGCGAACUGUGGUGGAAUUUAUACAGGCUUAAUUGGAGAAAUCUCAUCAAAAGGUUACCCAGGGCCUGGCGCUUAUCUAAAACCCGCCAUUUGUGAAUACACAAUAAAAAUGCCAAUUCCAUCCAGAAUACGUUUAAAUUUCAGUGAUUUUGAUUUACCUUUCGAUGCCAACAAUUUGAACCGUUCCGAUCGCAUUGAAAUAUUCACAGUGAGAGAGAACACCGAAACGAUUGCUGUUUUAUACGGAAAUGCUACUGUUUUGCCUAUUUUAGAAACCGAUUACAACGUUGUAACCUUACGUUUCAUAACGUUUGCUGGCAGUCAUUUACAUCGAGGAUUUAGAUUGAAAUUUCAUCGGUUAUAUGGUGGUUGCUAUCGCGACGUGAACAACGAGUCAGGAAUAUUAACAUUGGCACCACAGGAGCGGGCCUAUGGCUAUGCAUCUUGCAGAUGGAAAAUAACGGUUCCGAAAGGCCAACGAAUAUCCUUUGAGUUUGAAAAAUUCGAGUCUCAAAGUGUGCCCAAUAAUACAGAUAGAUUUAUGAUGUUAAGUCCUCCUUUCCUAAGAACAACAAAAAUAUCAUUUUUCAAUGAUAUGACUAUGCUUUCAAAAAUUGUCGAAAUUGAUGCAAACAACGUAACUACGUCUGAGAAAAUAGUAUCCUCGGAUAACUUUAUGUAUGUUCGUAUCGAUAUUAACGGGUAUCUGAGGCCAAUACGAAAACUUCAGGCACGCUACAGCUCGAAUGAAGAAUCUCCUUGCCCUAAAGAUAUCAACGAGCAGUUUGCUGGAUCUGUGGAUACAAGCAACCUUCCAUCGAAUACAAAUUUCUUUUGCAGCUUAAAAUUUGGAUUAAACGGAUUUGAGACUAUAACAUUUCAUAUAAAGGAGCUUCAGAUUGCCAGAAAUAACUCAAUGAACUAUCCAUAUGCCAUCCGUUUCGUAGACGAAAGAUUAAUGAUGCCAUAUAAAACAAUAUUUAGGAAUAUAUCUGAUACAGUGGUAUCGUUUUCAUCCAGAGGUGGAAUGCUAUCUAUCCUGCAAAAUGAUGUAGUUAAGAUUAAACGAUUUUCUGCAAAUUUUUAUCGUCAUUCUUGUGGCGGCAGUUUUAAUAUAUUUGAUGAUUUCAAAAUAGUAUUUCCCCCAGACAAUUUUGUAUACAAUGGAGAUGGCAAUCCUGUUGAGUGUUCAUGGAUGAUCACAGGCGGUUCUGAAAGUCGACCUUAUAAACUUAUUGGAAAUUUCAGCUUUAUUAACGACUGCAAUGAAGAAUAUAUUGGCGUUUAUUCCUUUAUGUCGGCAGAUCAACCACAAAUAGCUAAAAUAUGUCACAAUUCAACAGAACUUCUAGCUGGUAUUGCCUUAAAACAACAUGUGACAACCAUAUUGUAUCAUUCGAGCGACUAUAAGGCUGGCUCAUCAUCAUUUCAGAUAAGGGCUGAAUCAUCUAUUGCUUGUGGCACGAAAACGAUGGUCAAAAGUAAUUCCCCAACAGUGUCUAUAAACUCUAAAAAUUAUCAAAAUAAUAUAGAAUGCAAUUUGGAAUUUGAAGCAGGUUCAGGACUUUACAUGUUUGUGGAAUUUACAGGGAGAUUUUUUAUUGAAAAAUCUAUAAACUGUACAAAAGAUUAUCUUCAAAUAUAUACCUAUGAAAGUGAUGUUUGGCAACCAAAAGAACGAUUUUGCGGCCGAGAUGUUCCCAGCAAGUAUAAUGCAACAUCAAAUCGCAUUAUGAUUGUAUUUCGUACUAACAACUCAACUACAGGAGAUGGAUUCACUUUUCGUGUAUCAGCACUCUGUUUGGCUACUUUUAACGUUACCGACCAGUUGCAAGUAGUACAAACUCCUGAUUUACGUAGCCUGCCGUACUCACGGUUUCAGUGCGGUUAUACAUUUGUAUCGAACUCUACAAAUGCAAUCAACUUGCAAAUCAAAGAAGGAUCUCCUACAUACGCUCGCCAUUCACACACUACAGGUUGGCCAUGUUCAUUGGGAACUUUCACAGUAUAUAAAAAGGAUUCCGAUGGAAAUGAAAUUAAAGCCGGCGAAUAUUGUGGUCCAAUUGAAGUAACGGAAAGCCGUUAUUUGCGUUUAACUAGUAACAUGCUCUAUGAUCACUUUUUGAUAGCAUAUCAACUGAAUACAUGCGGCGGAAAUAUCACCACUUACGCAAUCAUUCGUCCUCUAACAGCACUUAACAAAGAAGGCAACUCAUACGCAAAUAAUAUGAAUUGCGUUUGGAAUAUAAUAGCACCGACAGAUUACUCCAUAUUAGUACGUUUUAAAUAUUUCGAAAUAGAAACACACUACAAGUGUGAGUUUGAUUUUGUAGCAAUCAAUGCAGGCUCUGCUCCAAGACUUGACAAUGAAUUAGUAAAGCUCUGCGGGAAUUUAAGUGCGGACCCACCUUUGGUUCUAGUCGACGCUAAUCAGGCUGUUAUAACAGCAGUGUCUGAUGAUAGCAAUGCAGAAAAAGGUUUUAUGGCCGAAGUGAUCUUUGUCCGCAAUUGUAACGAGCGCAUCGCCUUGACCAACGAUGAUAGCAUUUCACAACCUCUUAUAAUGAUUAGGAAUUAUACAGUUAAUUCAUUCGAGGAAUUGCACUGCCAAAUUCGUGUCACCGCACCAGAAAGUUAUCGCGUCAAAAUGCAAAUUAGAAAUCUUGAUAUAAAUCCGGUUGAAUGUGUGCAUAAGAAGUGUGGACAGUGCAAUUACCUAGAGUUCAUCGAAGCUGCACAAAGAAUGGAUACAUCCAUUUCAAUGGGUAAAUUUUGCACAAAAGAUGAAGUUAAAAAGACGCUUGUAACUUCCAAUGAACAUGCAUUGAUACAAUUUAGUUUUAUUAAGAAGGGAAAUUACACACUCGAACUUGUUCUGGAAAUAGAAAGGUCUAUAUGUGGCGUUUCCAAUGAACUAGUGCUGCAGAGAGAUAAGAAUUUAACUAUCAGAUUUCCACCUAAUAAUGGUUCCACAUAUCUAUCUAAUACUCACUGCCAAUGGAGCAUAAAAUCAACGACCGAUUUUCAAAUUCAUUUUGAUUAUUUACUCUUACAGCCGGCAUCGCCUGAAACAGGCAAAUGCGUUGACUAUCUUCGAAUAAUUCAGGAUACGGAGGAAGAAGCUUAUUGUGGAAACGCAACAGGAUUUACCAAAUAUAUAACUGCCUCCAGGGAAAAUGAAAAUGAUUUUACCGAACUUACCUUUCACAGUGAUGAUUCCGUAGAAGAUAAAGGUUUUAAAAUCGAAAUUUCCAGUCAGCAACGUUGUAAUCGCACUUAUUCGAAACUCAGCGGACUUAUCGAUUUCGGAGCAAAUGGGGACUCCAAUCAAACCUGUUUCGAAAAUAUAGUUUUACCAGAUAAUUACACCAUUAACCUAUAUGUGCUCGUAAUGAAUUCACAUUAUAUGGAGAGAAAUUGUUCUACACCUAAUUUCCAGAUAAAUGACACCUCAGUUAGUAAAACUCUACGGACACGAUGCAUUUCCUAUUUUUAUGAUGAGCACCUUCAAACAAACUCGAGUGCACUUCGUAUAUUUAGCAGAAACUUUGAUACUUUAAAUAUAUUUUACUACGCCAGCAAAAAAUCGUCGGGCAUAGGUUGCGGAGGGGAGAUACAUACAAUGAGGGGUGAUAUUUCGAGCCCGUCUUAUGAGCAUCGAAACUUCUCCGAAUGUCGUUGGGAUGUAAAUGUUCCCGAACCAAAUCGCUUGGGACUGUAUUUUAGAACGUUCGACAUGGGUUCAAAGGUAAACUGUGACUUGGAUUAUGUAAAUAUCGUUGAAAUUUCGUCCAAUGGAGAAGAGAAAGUAGCGAAAAGUAUAUGCGCAAAUCAGUACAUGAAUGAGUUCGUUUCGAAAACAAGUAGAAUUGCGAUUAUUUCGAAAAAAUCGCCAAACUUUAAUGGAAAUGGAUGGACUUUAAACUUUCGAAAGCUAGCUGACUAGUUUGAGAUAUACCUAUUAUACAAUAUUAAUAAAUAAUUUUAAUAAAAUAUCUAUGUAAUUAUUACAACCUUUAAA